GAGAGUGAUGGCAGGGCUGUCCCUUGGGCUGUUCUCACUGGAGGAUUCUGGAGGCAUCAGAGGACUGAGAGCCCAGGUCUCAGGCAGGGAGUGAGCAAUGCAGUCACCAGUUAAAAAUGAGUUUGGGUUUGGUGUUCGUGGGGGAGGAUCCUCCUAAGGUGGCAGGAGCUGCUCAGAGGCGUGGGUUGGAUGCCUGUGCUGGUCCCAACACCAAACAGAUCCUCCCUGCAUCUGUUUUCAUUGUGCUCCAUGUGCACAUCUCCACCAAAUUCCCUGGCUGCACUGACCUGGAGGUUGUGUCACACUGGCACAGAUGGGUUUUGUUUGUCCUAGGACCAAGUGCUGGCAGCAGGAGUUCCCUGGGUGAUUUGUGUGUGAGCUGAAGCAUCUCUGUAAGAGCCCCAGAGCUAAUGAUUGUACACUGGGCAGCAACAGGGACUCUGCCACUGGCUUGGCUGAGCUGCUCCAGCAUUUAUCUGCCCUGGACAUUAAAACCCAUCCCUCAUUUCUGACCUAAACCUGCCAAUUUGACUCUUGCUCUGGGUUUGGGGCCAGUGCUGGAAGAGGUUUAGGGCAGAAAUAGCCAGGUUUUUAGGACAAGUGACUCUCUAGAGCUGCUUGCUCCCUGUAUGGGUUACCCAGAGUUAGGUUCACUCUGUCAGAGGGGGCUCUACACACCCUGCAAUUACUGUAAAUGAAAGUCAAAUGAUUGUGGGAGCAACUUUGUUGUAGAGUUGAAAGCGUUAAAUGGGACAAAUCUUAGGGGAGAGCUAAUUCCCUUUAUUAGGUGGGGAAAACAAAUUAGCUGUGUACACAAGCCCUUUCUGACACUAUUGUUACUUUUAUUAUCCUGUACUGGUGCUGUUAGAAAUGAGGGCACUGCAUUAGAAGGAAGGCACAUUAUGCAAGUGUUUAGACCUGCUGGUAAGUGCUCUCUGCUGACAGGUAUUUACUUAAUGAUAUGUUGGAGUGAAAGCCAGGACUAGCAUGGAGGGAGCUGGGAGUGCUGAGCUCUGCCUAGUCCAGCCUUGCCUAGAGCUGCCUGACCUCCCAUCCAUAGAAGUAUCCCCCAAAGCCCCUUUUCUGUGCUUCAAUCAGUGUCCUGACCAUAGCACAUUCCCAGACUGAGUCCCCAGUGCUCUCCCUGCUCCCAGACCUGGUCUCAUGGAUGUCUGCAGCCUUCAGAGCUGCCCUGACUCGCUUGCAAAAGGCUUUUCUGCCUCCUGUGCUGGAGGCAAUAAUGCCUCUAGUGGGUACCAGUGGGACUGGUCACGUUUCCUGUGUCAUGUGCUGUCCAUGACGGAUGGCAGAGCCAGUUUUUCUGCUCCAAAAGUGGGGCUGGGGAGGAGACCGCAACACUCAAAUACCCGGAGCCCUGCUUGCUGCCAGCCAGGCAUCGAGGAGAUCACUUCUUUUUCAGCUCAGGUCCUCUCUGUUCCAUAGGUGUGACUGUCUCGUGCUCCAGAGCUCUUUGGCUUUGGUAAAAUGUCAACAAUCCUGAAAUGGUUUGGACGGGAAGAUAAGGAGAAAGAGGAGAGGGACAAGAAAGAGGAGAAGGAAGAAAAGGAGAAGGAAAAGACUGAGGGAGAAAAAGAGAAGGAGAAGCAGAAGAGGAGGAAGAAGGAAGAAGAAAAGCAGGGAGAUGGAGGAGAGGACAGGAGCAGCAGCAGCAGCAGCUCUGACAGUGACUUGGAGGAGGACCAAGGCAUUGCCAAGGAUGAUGAGAAGGAAGACAAGGAUUAGUCUUUCCAUACUGGAGCAGCAGUGCACACCCUGGGCAUGCCAAGGAGAUGGAGAUGGAAAGAGCAGCGUGGGCUGGAGGGCGACUGGGCCACUCUUGGCCAAAUAAAGAUGUUGUGAUCUCC
Oenanthe melanoleuca is the source of this 1865-nucleotide messenger RNA. Its product is annotated as protein FAM133-like. Bases 1486 to 1743 code for a protein of 85 amino acids. Lineage: Eukaryota; Metazoa; Chordata; Aves; Passeriformes; Muscicapidae. The record is from RefSeq and is a predicted model, not a curated record. The transcript is spliced from 5 exons.